CUCGAUUUUUAUUUCUUCCUCCAUUGUCUUCAAAGCUUCACCCUUCCACGUCGGUCGAUGGGCUGGUCAAGAUGCGCAAUACACUUAUCUUCGCAGGUAAUUCCUGCCCGGUCCUCACAGGCCAAAUCUGCGAGAACCUGGGCAUGCAUCCUGCCAGUGCUGAGCUUACCCAGUUCUCUAAUGUGAGCUUCCCUUGCCCUCGUGCUCGUAGCCAUGGUUAUCCAACAUGACCGUUCUUUGCCCAACCAUCACGAUCACUCCCUUGCAGGCCCAUGUUUGGCAGUCAAACAAGCUGCGUGCUUUGAGCUAACCAGUGCCCAAGGGUGAAACGAGCGUCAGAAUUCUGACAAGCGUCCGAGAGAAGGACGUCUUCGUUGUCCAAUCAGGCAGCCCCAGUAUCAAUGACUCCAUCAUGGAGCUUCUCAUCAUGAUCUCGGCCUGCAAAGGCGGUUCUGCUAACAAAGUCACUGCCGUUCUUCCUUAUUUCCCCUACAGCCGCCAGUCAAAGAAGAAGUCGCAUAGAGGUGCGAUUACUGCUCGCAUGCUUGCCAACUUGUUGGGUGUCGCUGGCGUUAAGCACGUUAUCACUGUUGACCUUCAUGCCUCGCAGAUGCAGGGCUUCUUCAAGUGUCCCGUUGACAACCUGCACGCAGAGCCUAUCCUUGCGAAGUGGAUCCGCCACAACGUGUCUAACUGGCGCGAAGCGGUCGUGGUCUCCAAGAACGCUGGAGGAACCAAGCGGGUGACAUCGCUUGCGGAUGCUCUCAAGCUCAAUUUCGGCAUUGUUACUACAGACAGGAGGCGUGUGAGUAACAUGACAGCGAGCAUGAUCAUGAGGCACUUCGAUCAUAAUGUUGAGCGUCAACCCACGCCGUUGGAGUCCAACCGACCCAUUCCCUACCGUGGACCCCCGGCUUCCGAGCGUGCUGUCGAGUCCGAGGCUACCCCUAAGAGGCAGACACCCCCCCCUCGCUCCUCGCGAAUUGUGACGAACUCACAGGGCUCUCCUACACGGGUUAGCAGCUCUGCCCGUUCAGUGACUCCCAACGCUGCCGAGGCUGCAGACCCCAACACUACCCCCCCUGCUGGAUCACCGGAUGGCGAGGCCGAUGGCGAGGCGGAUUAUGAUGACCAUAAAGCGUCUGAAGUUACACAGGGCCGUUUGGUCCAAGGUCGUAUUGUCGAGGAUGAUUAUCCGUCUCCUGAUCGAUCUGUCGUUGACGGCAGUGUGGAAGAUGAUCCCAUGACCAUGUCUCAUGCUUCAUCAUUCUUCGUUCCUGAGCCUCAAUCUCUCGGCGGAUCUGGCGACGCUGCAGCGAGCUCAGACGAGGAGGACAACGCAUUCGAGGAUCCAGGCGCCGAACACCUUAUCACUCUAGUUGGAAACGUCAAGAAUCGAACCGUUUUCAUCGUGGAUGAUAUGAUUGACAAGGCUGGCUCUUGGAUUGCUGCAGCUGAGACGGUGGUCAAGAAGGGCGGAGCCAAGAAGGUUUACUGCAUGGCCACUCAUGGUGUUUUUGGUGGCGACAGUCUGGAGCAACUGCAAGCGUGCGAGUGCAUCGACCAGAUUGUUGUAACCAACAGCUUUCCAAUCGAUAAGGACAGGGCACGCAGCAUCAGCAAGCUCGUGGUUCUUGACCUCUCGUUCCUACUGGCGGAGGCCAUUCGACGUAACCACUAUGGCGAGGCUCUUUCGCCUCUCUUCCAACAUUAUGGUGAUUAGAUAGGACUGCAUCGCAAUGCUUCCAAUCUCACACAAUCACCCAUUGCUACGCAAUCGCGCCUAGCCUGUCCUGGCAGCUAAGUGCUUACCGACACUACUAUUUGUGUUUUGAUGACUUCUAUUUAUUUUUAGCGAGGCGUCUGGGGAAAGGACAUAUUGGUACCCUAUGCUGGACCAAUGAAUCUGAGGAUGAAAAUUCCGACAAAAAAGCAGAGUAGGUGAUGAAUUAUGAUAUUUGUUCCUGGUCUUUUGGUUUAGGUUCGUGAUGUGAUAUGAUGUCAUGUGAUAGAGCCCUCGCCUGUCGAAGCUCAGUUAUAUGUAACCCAGCGGUGCUGUCACUUGUUGACAGCAGGGGCCUGAUUCAUCCCAGAAUGGGUCCUUAACGGAACGUUGGUAGAAUAAUCUCUCGGCCUUAGAAGGCCUGCAACUUAGAACCAGUCAAGGAUUCGUGUCUCUUCGGGGACAAAUGAGUUGUGGGCAAGAGAAAUUUCCGAACAUUAUUUAAUAGGAUGCCCUUGAUAGCAGUUUGUAUUGAAUAUUGCUGUUCAAGUCACCAGAUCCACCUUAUCUAUAGCUAAGAAUCCUGUUUAAUACAGUUCAUACAUAGUAAUUGCAACAUCUGUUCGUUUGAAACUCUGUCUCGAGGACUGUUUAUCAUGUUCACUGUCGACUGUCUAAGUCUUUCGGUGCAUAAUACCAGCACCAGCCUGU
This is a messenger RNA of Fusarium verticillioides 7600, 2434 nucleotides long. Its product is annotated as ribose-phosphate pyrophosphokinase. Gene Ontology annotation, cellular component: cytoplasm; ribose phosphate diphosphokinase complex. The transcript is spliced from 2 exons. Gene Ontology annotation, biological process: purine nucleotide biosynthetic process; ribonucleoside monophosphate biosynthetic process; 5-phosphoribose 1-diphosphate biosynthetic process. Gene Ontology annotation, molecular function: magnesium ion binding; ribose phosphate diphosphokinase activity. The record is from RefSeq and is a predicted model, not a curated record. NCBI's taxonomy places the organism in Eukaryota, Fungi, Ascomycota, Sordariomycetes, Hypocreales, Nectriaceae. Bases 413 to 1723 code for a protein of 436 amino acids.